AAUUUUCCCUCCCCAAAUUCUGAGUUUCCCUCGCUCCAUAGGCCUAAGUAUUUCUGUCCCCCUCCUAAAUCUCCAAAAUUUGGAAUCGAUUUUCCUAAAACUCAAAAACCCAUUCGAACCUAACUGCAAAAUUCAGAAGCUCAACUCUAAUCCAUCAACGACAAGUGGUCAGUAGGUGACUUUGUGUUGAUUUCGGGUGAUUUCUUCCUAAUCCUCUGCAUUUCUUCUAUAUUCAUGGGUUGAUUUCGUUCAAGAGACAAGUAUUUGGGUUGAUUUCAUCCUCUUGCUACCUUCCAAUUUCCCUGAAUUUCAGAGUGGGCAUUUGAAUAAAAGGAGGAGAGUUGGGAGCAGCCGCAAUUGAGGGAUUGCCGUAGUAAUAGCAAUGUUAAUAAGGGAAAUAAUGGGAGCUUCAGGAAGAGAAAGCGAGAUUGUACCAAGAAUCUGGAGAAAGAUUUAUCUAGUUCAAUCACAAAGAAAAAAUGGUUCAGGUUAGGUUUGAUGGUUUCUAAGAACUCGGCAAGAAAUUUAUGUAGUUUCUUAUUUUUUGAACUCAUUAAUUUAUUCUUUCUGUUUGGUUCUCUUGAUUAAAUUAAUGGAAGAAGCUGUGACCUUAAUAGGUUGAGUUUUGAUGGUGUUCAUCCUGAAGCAUUCAUUGGGUUGCGGUGCAAGGAACGAUUUAGAUGAUCCUUCUAUGUUUCUAAAUUUUAGUAGCCUAAUCAUUUUUCCCCAAUUGAAAUUAAACUGGUUGAGUACAGGUCUUUUGGCCAUUGGAUGUUGACUAGUAUAUGGGUCGAGUUAUUGGAUACAAGACAUAGUGUUAAGUAUGAAGAUGGGGAUCAGGAAGAUUUGGUUCUUUCAAAUGAGAAUAUAAAGUUUUGUAUUUCUUUGGAGGAGAUGGGAUGCUUGAACCUUAGUUGCAAUGUUAAUAGUGAUGAUAAUGAUGGCUAUCAUUAUGAUGAGAUGGUUGUGUUGGCUGCCUCUUUAGAUGACUGCAAGGACUUGAGCCCGGGGAUAUCAUAUGGGCUAAACUCACUGGCAUUAACAGGCCACAAUAUGUUACCAUGGCUGAGCAGUGUAGGUCAUGCUCUGUGGCCAGCAAUUGUUGUGGAUGAAUCCCUUAUUGUUGGUUGCAAGGGUUUAAGCAAAAUUUAGGGAGAAAGAUCAAUUCCCGUACAAUUCUUUGGUACCCAUGAUUUUGCGAGGUCUUCUUUUUCUCAUUAAAUUGUGGGAAAUCUGAUCUUCCAGGUUGCAUUAAUAUGUUACUUUUUUCUUGAAUGCUGAUGCCAUUUUCUUCUGGUAAUUACCAAAAUAAAACUGAAACUGGUGGUCUCAUUUCUUAAAGGACUUCUCUCUUCCUUCCAUCUAAAGUACAAGAAACCUCGUUUCACUCAAGGCUUGGAAGAAGCAAAAAGGUAAACUUUACACAAACACACACACACACACACAUACACAUUUUAAUAUUUGAAAGAAUGAGACUUUCGUUUAGUCAACAGGUGAUACACAUUUUAAUAUCUGGUUAGCUUCAUCUGUGAAAAUUCAUGGGUGGAUGCAUGUGGACAAAAAGAAUAGACUAGACUUAUCUUGGUGAGAGUCUAAAUUCAAAAAAUGUGAUGCUGUAAAUCAGAGUUGAGGCGAAUAAUAUUAAACAAUAGUAAACUCCUGUGGCAAGUAAGGUCCCUAUAUGUUCCACUUUCUUGCAAGCCAUAUGCAAGGAGUUCUGUCUUUAAGAUAGAUUUGUACUAACUGUCUCUCCAUUUCUGUUUUCCAGAAGUGAAGUUGGUAACACAAGCAAAAGCACUUCAAUUGUUUCUGCACUUGGGUCUUCUGAAAGGUUUUAAAUCUCUUUCACAUGCCUUUUCUAUCUUUGUGAUGCUAUUACAAACUUAUGACAUGUUCUUCUAUUGUAAGUCCUACUUAGUUACUUAUGUACUUUGGUGUGCUAAAUUAAUCUUGCUUAUGUUA
Molecule: messenger RNA, 1962 nt
Organism: Rubroshorea leprosula
Lineage: Eukaryota; Viridiplantae; Streptophyta; Magnoliopsida; Malvales; Dipterocarpaceae
Source: the annotation of a GenBank genome assembly